AUGAUUGGCAAUAAGGUCUAUGCCCUUGAGAAGGUUGUCAACUAUGAUAUCUCUGUCCCCGUGCAUAUCAUCCUCCGAUCGGGAGGAAGUAUUACGACAAUGGGAGCCGGCUAUCUCUGGGGGAAGCGAUAUCCGCGUGUUCAAGUCAUCGCAGUACUUCUGCUCACCUUUGGUGUCAUCCUCGCGGCAUGGUCCGACGCUCAAGCCAAGACUGCUUUGGCUGAUGAGGCGAGACCUGCUUUUGGAGCGGGCUUGAUCAUCCUCUUUCUGGCACAAGUUCUGUCGGCGAUCAUGGGCAUAUACACAGAAGUGACCUACCGUGAGUACGGUCCCCAGUGGAAAGAGAACCUCUUCUACUCUCACAUGCUAUCCCUGCCCCUCUUCCUGCCAUUCUUAGGGUCUAUGUAUACCACCUACAAGAGCAUGGCCAUGACAGAGCCGCUGGAAGUGUUGACUCCAUGGACUGUACUGAAUAACCUCAUCAACGCUGUUCCCAGCCAGGUUGUGUACCUGUGGGCCAACGUUUUCACACAAUACGCGUGCACACUGAUUGGGGCGGUCAUCGUGUUCAGUGCCGGAGGCCUUUACUCCUUCGGUCGCGAAUCGGGGGGUGGGCUGAGGUGGGUGCAUCGUGACAGGGACUCCGUCUCUCUCGGACUAGACGUUGUGACAGCUGCGUUUGAAGUAGUUCUGGUCUCCGGACAGGAGAUCAACCACCGAAACGGGCUUCGGGAUACGCAACUGCUUGUCAUGGCCGAGCAUGACAAUCCCGAGCAAUCGAUUGCUUAUCAUGUACGCACACGCGAGUCGGACGGGGAAGACGAAGGCGGUGUCGAUUCUGGAGCAGCUCAACAAGAGAUAGCAGACGAUAUGGCCAGCCCAUGGAAUGAUUCUGCUAUGGAGUACGAACAGGGCGAUCUGGAGGAGGGAAUGCUGCCCAGAGAUUUACCUAAACGCACAACAUUCUACGACCCAGUGGCCGAGCGUCAAAUGAGUCAGACCGAUGCCAAGCUCUUCUACCAGCGCAGCAAAGCCGACCCCAAAAGUGGCUCUGGAAGCGCUGUUUGGUCACACACAACGCCCUUCGGCAGUCCCAUGAUAGCAUCUGGCUCCCAUACGGCAACCGAAUAUGGAGGCGACUCUCUGGUACUAGACUCGGACGGUCGUCACUCAGACGUCCCAGGGUCUUGGAAAAGCCGACCAGAGACACCUUCCCAACAUGCUGAAUCGACACCGCCAACAAGCUUCCCUCAGAAGGCCAAGGUUCAGGGUUCUCCUGCCACCAGCUACCAGGGAAGCGCAGCUGCCUGUGAAACCCAAGCGUCCUUCGAAGGACAUGGUCCCCAAGUCACCAAUGUCGGGCUGUCUGGGAAUAGUCUAUUCGACACGGAACCGCACAUUACGUCGGAAUUGAGUGAAAUUUCGAAGAAUAUCCAGCGCAUUCUAGAUUUGAGGCGCAAGUAUAUCAGUUUGUCGAACCAGGGCCCGAACGACAAUCCUAGAGACCAGCCAGGUUGGGAUGUUUACCCACCACCGCCUGAACCCGCCUGGACUCGCAGCAACGAGGGUCAAAAUGGCCCAGACGGUCUUGAUGCUGGUGGCCAUCAAGGAAAGGCGAAGGAUCAGAAGCGACCAAACCGCAAGCGCAAACCAGGCCAAGACGUCGGAGAAGAUUUUGAUAUGGGAGACCUUCUCCCUUUGCCUGGGGAUGAUGGGAUGAUCUUCGAGCAAGAUGCGAGUGGUGUUUAUCAAGUCUUCGACAGCGCUGAUGCCAAGGAACCCGCGGUGAAAGUGCCCACGAUACGCGAGUUUUACAUGGACUUAGACGAACUACUGAACACAUCGUCGGAUGGUCCCACGAAAAGCUUUGCUUUUCGACGACUACAAUACCUCGAAGGCAAAUUCAAUCUCUAUGUUCUACUAAACGAGUAUCAAGAGACAGCAGACAGCAAGAAAGUGCCGCACCGAGACUUCUAUAACGUACGGAAGGUCGAUACCCAUGUUCACCAUUCGGCAUGCAUGAAUCAGAAGCAUCUUCUGCGGUUUAUCAAGAGCAAGAUGAAGAAGUUCCCUAACGAGGUGGUGCUGUACAGGGAUGGCAAGCACUUGACGCUGGCAGAGGUCUUUGCCAGUAUCAACCUGACCGCAUACGAUUUGAGCAUUGACACACUGGAUAUGCAUGCUCACACAGACUCGUUCCAUCGCUUCGACAAGUUCAACUUGAAGUACAACCCCAUCGGGGAGUCACGUCUUCGCACGAUCUUUCUGAAGACAGACAACUUCAUCCACGGCCGCUAUCUGGCUGAGAUCACGAAAGAAGUCAUCUCUGACUUGGAGUCGAGCAAGUACCAGAUGGUCGAAUGGAGAGUUUCGAUAUACGGAAAGUCUAUCGAUGAAUGGGAUAAACUCGCUGCGUGGGUGGUUGAUAACAAGCUAUUCUCUCACAAUGUGAGAUGGCUGAUUCAGAUACCACGCCUCUACGAUGUCUAUAAGGCAAGCGGCUUGAUGGACACGUACGAGUCGAUUGUACAAAACAUCUUCCAACCACUUUUCGAGGUUACCAAGGAUCCAUCAAGCCAUCCCAAGCUACAUGUGUUCCUGCAACGCGUCAUUGGCUUCGACAGUGUCGAUGAUGAGAGCAAGGUCGAAAGACGGCUGUUCAAGAAAUUCCCGGUCCCCAAAGAAUGGAACACCAAGCAAAACCCGCCAUACACGUACUGGAUCUACUAUCUUUACUCCAACACAGCGUCUCUCAACUACUGGAGGAAAAAGAGGGGCUUCAACACCUUGGUAAUUCGCCCGCACUGCGGCGAAGCCGGUGACAGUGAGCACUUGGCCGUGGCAGCGCUGUGCUGCCACAGCAUCAGCCAUGGACUGCUUUUGCGCAAGGUGCCAUUGUUGCAGUAUGUGUUUUACCUGGAGCAGAUUGGCAUUGCAAUGUCCCCGUUGAGCAACAACGCGCUCUUCCUCGCAUACGACCGCAAUCCAUUUCACCAGUACUUCAAGCGCGGCUUGAACGUGUCAUUGUCGACCGACGAUCCCCUUCAGUUUGCCUUCACCAAAGAACCUCUGAUUGAGGAGUACUCUGUCGCGGCCCAAAUCUACAAGCUCAGCUCCGUGGAUAUGUGUGAACUCGCAAAGAACUCUGUUUUGCAGAGCGGCUAUGAAUUGUCGAUCAAGAAGAAGUGGUUGGGCGAUGGAUGUGAUCGACCAGGACGACUCGGCAAUGUUAUGGUGAAGACUAACGUGCCGGACCGAAGAGACGAGUUUAGGUAUCAUACGCUCCUCCAGGAGAGGGAUGUGCUUCGACAAUAUGUAAAUCACGGUCAAGAGACGACAGUUCCAUCAAGCACAAGUGGCCCCGAGUUCAACAUCAAUGGCGGUACGCCAGCCAAAGGAAUCCAGACUCCCGCAGAUGUCCCGACAAACGGGGCGCCAUCGGGCACGGUGGAAGAUCUCCGGAGUGCACAGGCAAAUCACAGCGAUUACGGCGCUCAUCUUUCUGGAAACGAGGCGCGCGCAUUUCCUGGUGUGUUCGCGCGCGGGAACCGCACAGGCAGCCUGCGGAAGGACGACUAA
This is a messenger RNA of Emericellopsis cladophorae, 3579 nucleotides long. RefSeq names its product AMP deaminase. Gene Ontology annotation, biological process: AMP metabolic process; transmembrane transport; IMP salvage. Bases 1 to 3579 code for a protein of 1192 amino acids. The transcript has 9 exons. NCBI's taxonomy places the organism in Eukaryota, Fungi, Ascomycota, Sordariomycetes, Hypocreales, Bionectriaceae. Gene Ontology annotation, molecular function: AMP deaminase activity. The record is from RefSeq and is a predicted model, not a curated record. Gene Ontology annotation, cellular component: cytosol.